Messenger RNA from Plasmodium cynomolgi strain B, 1251 nucleotides. RefSeq names its product phist protein. Bases 1 to 1251 code for a protein of 416 amino acids. Lineage: Eukaryota; Apicomplexa; Aconoidasida; Haemosporida; Plasmodiidae. The record is from RefSeq and is a predicted model, not a curated record. The transcript is spliced from 2 exons.
AUGGAUGGUGACUUAUGUGGUCGUGGAUGCUUCCAUGGUGGUUCGGGAAGUGGUUCCUCCUUAGUAGCGAAUAAGAACAAUUUUAAAAAUUGUUGCACCCGUUCAUUAGAGAAGGGAAAUAAAAUCAUAACAGGUAGAAUCUACACAAAGGUUGCAAGGUCUAGAAUAUUUAUUUUGUUUGUUCUAACCCUUUUGAAUCUCUUUUUACAAAAUAUGUACUACAAAAAUGAAGAGUGGAAACCAUUUUCAAAAUUAGAAUUAAGCAUGAAUGGAUGUUCAAGAAAAUUAGCUCAAAUAAAAGAACUGAGAGAAUGUGCUAAUUUAGCUAGACAGGCCCUUAGAAAGGAAGAUAGUGAACAUUUGAGAAAGUACAAAGAACAAUUUUACAAAAAAUUGGAAGAAAAGAUGAAUCAAGUAGGCCCCGACCCGUUACCCAGUUGUAUGAAAAAGGGGGAUAAAAUUCCUACAGUAAAAAAAAAAAUGCAGUUUGUCGAGCCGGAAGAGACAACCCAGAAAGACAAAGCCCCGAAUAGUAACACGCAGAAAGAAAAAUAUGAGAAGGAGAAAAAUAAGAAAGAAAAAGUCCGUGUAGACCCAAUGGGGCAUUUGAAAAAUGAAAAAAAUAAAAUAAUGACUACAACGGAGUUGAAAAAAAAACAUGACGACAAUUUGCACAAAAAAAUAAGCAAAGAAGAAAUGAAAGAAAUUUUGGAUUGCACUGACGCCAGUAAUUACGAAAAUAUACAACGAAAGAAGAAUGUCUUUUAUAAUGAGUACGAUAAUGACGAAUUUCCAAGAAUUUGUAUGAUGAAAGAUAUUAAUGAGAAAAUUACAGAAAAUGCAUUAAAUUCGAGGAUUGCAAAACUAUGGAAGGUUGUAAGCCCAAAGGACAUGUUUAUAAUCUGGCAUUAUAUUCAGGCUUUAGGAAGAGACAAAUAUUUAAGGAUGAAUGGGGAAUUGUGGAAAGCGUGUGGACAACUACAGGAGGAAUAUAACAUACCAAAUGACAUUAAAAAAAGAGAAUGGCAAGAUAUCUCUCACUACAUGACAAAGGAGUUACUGGAAAAGGAACACAAUGAUUAUUUAGAGUUUAAGGAAUUAGUUAAAAAGGGAUCCUGCGAGAGAGAUAAGUUUCAAAAAUAUAUAGAUAAUAAAAUGGGUUCGUGGAGAUUCUUAACAACUAUAAUGAUGGAUUCGUGGAAGGAGACAUUAAUUGAAAGACUAAAAAGAUACAAAAUAUAUGAAGCGUAA